AUGAAUCACCAUGGGAGAGUCAGUCCUGGAACUGCAGCCUCAGCAGAAGAGAGAUGCUGCUCCUGGCUGAACCCCUGGCUCUUCAUUGCUUCUCUCCUUGCCAUCAAAACCGCCAUUGUAACCGUCUGCCUUGUUGUUCUCCUUCAUGGAAGCUAUGGCCAGUACAUGACUCUGGUCCAGAAUGCUACAGAGUGGCGCUGCGUCCCCAGCGUAUCUGCAGGCAAAAGAUUUUCCCCACACACAGAGGAGGGCUGGACGUGCUGCCCGAAGGGCUGGAAACGCUUCCAAGGAAGCUGCUACUUUAUCUCAGGUGAUGCGAUGUCCUGGGCUGCCAGCGAGCAGAACUGCACUGGGAUGGGCUCUCACCUCGUGGUGAUCAACAGCGAAGCAGAGCAGGAUUUCCUCUUCAACUUGGCAAAAAGAGCAUUUACUAAUGCCUAUGAAACAAAAUACUACAUAGGACUAACUGCUUACAACACUGGGCAAUGGCAGUGGGUGGAUCAGACUCCAUAUAAGAAGACGACCACUCAGUAUGUCAAUGAUGUGGAAAAGGCCCUCUCUGUUCCAUGA
Messenger RNA from Nestor notabilis (Kea), 570 nucleotides. RefSeq names its product C-type lectin domain family 6 member A-like. Bases 1 to 570 code for a protein of 189 amino acids. The record is from RefSeq and is a predicted model, not a curated record. The transcript has 6 exons. Lineage: Eukaryota; Metazoa; Chordata; Aves; Psittaciformes; Psittacidae.